This is a messenger RNA of Schistocerca gregaria, 986 nucleotides long. RefSeq lists its product as uncharacterized. The transcript has 6 exons. Gene Ontology annotation, biological process: mRNA splicing, via spliceosome. NCBI's taxonomy places the organism in Eukaryota, Metazoa, Arthropoda, Insecta, Orthoptera, Acrididae. Gene Ontology annotation, cellular component: precatalytic spliceosome; cytosol. Gene Ontology annotation, molecular function: snRNA binding; mRNA binding. The coding region runs from base 83 to 931 and encodes 282 amino acids. The record is from RefSeq and is a predicted model, not a curated record.
AUGUACACAUAGAGCCGCCCAAAAACUCUACACAAGACUUCAAGACUGGAUUAAUCUCAUUAUUUUUUUAAUCCACUUGAGUAUGAGUGAGGCUAGCGACUUCGUCCUCUAUGUUGGUAAUUUACCGCACGGUAUUUCAGCCGAUAGUAUUCGUCAGUUAUUUUUAAAGAAAAACAUCGAGGCUGGCCAAAUUGAUGAAAAGGAUGGAUUUGCAUUCGUUCAUAUGAGUAGCCAAGAGGCGCUAGACUCAGCAUGUGUGGAUUUAAAGGGUUUAGAAAUGGGAGGACACGUACUCAAAUUUGAACCUGCCAAAGGGAAUGGGGCCGUAAAGCGACGUGAACAAGCAAGACGGGAGCGCUCUUUGACACCGAAUAAUACACUUUUUGUUGUUAACUUCGAUCCGCAAACUAGCACGGAACAAACUUUACGCGAUGAAUUUGGAAAAUAUGGAAUGGUGAAACAACUGCAGAUCAACAAAAACUACUGCUUUGUUCAUUUUAAUACAACAGAAGAAGCUGAAAGGGCUUUAAAUGCUCUGCAUGGUUCAACUCUUGGAGGAAGACAAAUCAUAGUUGAGUAUUCAGAUCGCAGUCCAUGGUCAGGGCGCAGGCGGUAUCUAGUUAGGGACAUGAGACACAGUAUGUCUAGAGAUCACGGUAGUAGGUAUGACCGUCGAUCACCAUCACCGAGACAUCGCCGGUCACCAUCACCAGGAUAUUAUGAUAGAAGACGACAAACCUCGUAUUGUGUUCAAGGUUGUCGUAGAUCACCAACACCUCCGCGUUUUAGGUCCGGUAGGGAUCGAAUAGAGCCCUAUGGACACCGUGAUGAUAUGCACUUUCAUCGGUGCGAUAUGCGUGAUGAUGAAUAUGGAUAUGAUGAUAGAUAUAGUAGAGAGUAUGACCGAAGGGAAGACCAUUAUCAUCGCUGAGUAGAGAAAAUAUAGCGUUGAAAAGUAACAAAUAAAAGAAUAAAUAUAGGAUCAA